UUGGCGCUGGUGGCGAUCGAACAGUGGCGAUGGGUGGUGCGUCACGGGAAAGGGGCGCGUUCGACACGCGCGCGCGAGCACAGGGAGGUGCGGUUGAUGAAGACGGCGUUCACGGCGAUGCGCGCGCGGAGGCGAGAGGGCUCGCAUCGAGCGCUGCGGGCGAAGAUUUAUUGGCGUCUCGGGGCGACGCAGCGCGCGUUCGCGAGUUGGCGCGGAGAGGUUGAGCGCGCGCGUGAUAGUGUAAUGCAGGCGCGCGUACGGCGUUGCGUGCGGAAGUGGCGGGAGACGACCGAGGCGAGAGCGGAGGCGCGCUCUGCGCGCGCGCGAACGUCGGAGCAAAUCGCGUGGUAUCACGAUUGCGUGACCUCGAUGCGUCGAGCGUUCGGGACGUGGCGACGCGCGUGCGAACCCGAGGCGCGCGGCGCGCGCGCCCGGAUGGAGUUCUACGAUCGAUACGCGAGGAAGACGCUGUUGAAACGCGCCAUCGACGGAUGGAGGGACGCCGCGCGCAGGCAAAUGGACGAGCGAACGAAUGCGCUCAUCGCAACGUCUUUCGACGAAGUGAAGACGCUUUCGCGAGCGAUGCGAGCGUGGAAAAGCGCACACGCCGAUUCAUCAAACAGCGACGCUGACGACGAUAAGGUGGAGACGUUUCGCGCGUUUCAAGCGGUAAACGCUCUGUCGAGCGUGUUUUCGGCGUGGGUUGACCAAGCGCGCGAAACAAGCGAACGAGCGCGCGCGUCACAGGCGACGCCGGCAAAAACGCGCGCGGGCCGUACGAAGCACGCGUUAUACGCGUGGCUCUUCGACCGCUCGAAAGCGAACGAUUAUGAAGAGGAGGUGCUGGAUUUUUUAGAGACGCGCGAGGCUGCCGCCGCGAUGGAACAGGAUAAAUUAGACUUAGAAGAUUUCGAACAAGCCGUGGACGAAUACGAGGAGCUACGCGAAGAGGCAAAGCGAUUGAUCGCGGAGGCGAAAACGUUGAAAAACGCGAGCACGAAAAAGGCGAUCGCUCGACGUAGAGUGUUAAAGGCGACUGCGGCGUAUCUGAGCCAACGCCGCGAAGAACUUUUGCCAGUGAUUCGCCGAGCCGCGGGCGCCGAGAAAUGGCGCUCGCGCUCGGUGGGCACGAGUUCGUUAGGAUUCUCCAUUCUUGAUGACGCCGACGCCGCCGACGAUGCCGCCGACGAUGCCGACGACGCGUUCUUGCGACGCAAAUAUUGA
Molecule: messenger RNA, 1224 nt
Organism: Ostreococcus lucimarinus CCE9901
Lineage: Eukaryota; Viridiplantae; Chlorophyta; Mamiellophyceae; Mamiellales; Bathycoccaceae
Exons: 1
Source: RefSeq, a predicted model, not a curated record